Molecule: messenger RNA, 960 nt
Organism: Suillus paluster
Lineage: Eukaryota; Fungi; Basidiomycota; Agaricomycetes; Boletales; Suillaceae
Exons: 3
Coding region: 28-519 (163 amino acids)
Source: RefSeq, a predicted model, not a curated record
ACGCCCGCUUACAUUCAUGCUUUCACGAUGUCACCUACGACGGCGGCGAGUAUAGUCAUGAAACUGAUUUUAUUUAUGCUUUUAUGCGUCGUGAAUAUUAUUCAUGCUCAGCGUGUUGACCCGAGUCUCAACCUAUCAGUCACUUGCCGCCCAUUUGGCGCAUGCGAGCCAUGCCCACAAGACGCUCUUCAUGAACCCUUCUGCCAUCCAUUCGGCAACCGUCAACUCAUGCACUGUUCGAACACGACCUCCACCCCGCCUCCAACGAUACCCGCCGAUCACCCACACCCCACAUCUACACCCUCAGCAGCCUCAGGAGCUCUCGGGGAGACUCCUGCGUGGCAGCCUUGCGGCCGCAUUCCCACACAAGAGCGUGCUGAUUUUUACGAAUUCGUGGCGUGCAACCUGUUUUUCGCUGCUGUUGCCAUAGGUGUAUCCCUACUUCGCUCUCGACGAAUAGAAGCGCAUCAAGCCAGACGUCUGGCUGUACGAAUCGGACUUGUUAGAGGUGGUGGAUAGGAUCUUGGUUGAGACUUCGCCUCUGGCCUGUUCGGUUUCAUGUUCGAGCCGACAGAAGGCCAGACACAACGUUCGUUAUGAACUCGGACGGCGAACGUGUUGAUCGCUGCAGGUAGCUGAGAGGACAGGGUACAAUACAGUCAGACGUGCGGAGUCCUCGCGGUCGAGCUCCUUUUUUGUCUGUAUCUUUGGCAACAUGUUCGCAAUGCGUCACGGGAUUUCAUCUGUUAUAUGAUGGAGAUUGAAUGAUGCUGGCGAUUGGUGGGCAGUAGCGGUCUUCUCACUCACCGUUCGUACUGAAGCCUGUCGUUCAGGGCUUGUGUUCGUCUCGUGUUGCAUAAUUUUUGUGUACAUCGAACGAUAGCUCAUGUGAACUUGAUAUAGAGAAUUAUAUCCCUGACUCUUACAAAGUGUGGAUGAAGGAGUCAAUAUUGCGAAGCG